This is a messenger RNA of Monodelphis domestica (gray short-tailed opossum), 1948 nucleotides long. The record is from RefSeq and is a predicted model, not a curated record. Lineage: Eukaryota; Metazoa; Chordata; Mammalia; Didelphimorphia; Didelphidae.
CUCGGGCAGCCGAGAUUCCACUUGGGAUCCGCCUUUCUGCCAAUCAGCCCCGGGAGAGGGUCCAGUUUAGAAACUAGCCCCGCCCACGGGCCCGCUCAGACCAAUCAGCGGCCAGCAAGAACUCCCGAGCCGCGUGGGUACUGCUGAGAGUCGCUCUGCUCUGCUCUGGAAAAACUGGGACCAGAAGAGCCCAAGGGCAAGAGAGGCUCCUAGGCGGCCGGAGACCCUGAGGAGACAGAAACAUGUAGACAGAGAGAAGGGAGUACCUAGCGACAGUACUGAGACCCCGAGUGAAUAGAGGGAGAGAGUGGGAACACGGGAGCGCAAGGAACCGGAGAUUCAAGGGGAUGCAAAAACGUGGGGUACCCAGGAGACAGAGACCUCGGCCCUAAGGAGAUCUAAGGCAUAGAAAUAGACGUAGAGAACCGGGAGGGUUGAGACGAAGACAGGAGAGAGAUGCCUAUUAUAGCGUCCAACCUCCCAGCCCUGUUUCCCCCAUUCCCGCUACCAUUCCCGGCCCUGGGACUCUUCGCUCCUAGGCCCGGCUCGGGAAGGCACCUGGAACAUUUGUUGCGGAGCCUGGCCUGCUGAGUGCCCGCCACGGGCCAGGUCCCUCGACUCCACCGGGGCAUGGCCAAGUCCAAGCCGCGGAUCCUGCCCUGGCUGCGGGAGCAGUUGGACUCCGGGCACCUGGGCGCCACCUGGAUCAACUCAGAGCGCACGCGCUUCAUCAUUCCCUGGAAGCACGGGCUCCGCCAGGACCUGCAGCGAGAGGACUUCGGCAUUUUCCAGGCAUGGGCAGAGGCCAGCGGCAGCUAUCGGCCUGGUAUCGACGAGCCCGACCCCGCAACAUGGAAGCGGAAUUUUCGGGCAGCCCUGGACCGCAAGAGGAACCUGCGCGUGGUCAGCAACCACAGCAAGGAGCAGCACAAGCCGCACAAGAUCUACGAGUUCCUGUCAAUGGAUGGGGAGGGCUUCGACGCAGACCCCGAUACAGAGGACGGCUGGGAUGACCCCGCCAGGAGCCAGGAGGAACACAUCCAAGAGGUUUUGGGGACUCUAACCCUGUCUCCUGCGGGGCAGCAGCUGUUCCAAGAGCAGCUCCCCAGGGCGCUGGGUCCAGGCCUGCACAGCAACCCCUUGAUGCCCGUUUUUGCUGGUGGCCUCCAGUCCGAGUAUGAAGUGACAGCCUUCUACAGGGGCCGCCAGGUCCUGGCGACCUGCCUAGCCUGCCUCCAAGGCCUUAGGGUGGUAGGGCCAGGACCUGUGGCUGAGGCCUGGCCAGAGCUGGAUGGGACACCACUGGCCCUACCCGAGCCCAGCAGUGCCCUCACUGACCAGCGAGCUGCGCAUUAUGUCAGCAAGGUGCUGGGCAGCCUGGGGGCUGGGCUGGCCCUGUGGUCCUUGCAGAAUGAACUCAGGGCACAGCGCCUGGGCCACUGCAAGGUCCACUGGGCCCUGGGGGAGCAGGCAUCCCCUGGGGCUCCUGGGAGAGAAGUGACCAAGGAAAGAGACGGCCAACAAGUCUGUGACAUUCCAAAGUUUGUGAAUGAACUGAUCUCCUUCCUGGAGGGCAGUCACCGCUCACCCCAGUACACCCUCUGGUUCUGCCUAGGGGAGUCAUGGCCCACGGACUCACAGCCAUGGACCAAGAAGCUCGUCAUGGUCAAGGUGGUACCCACGGCGCUGAAGGCCCUCCAUGAGGUGGCCCAGGCUGAGGGAGCAUCCUCACUCAAAGAGGAGGAGAUUGACCUGCACAUCUCCAGCAGCCUCUCCCUGUCCCUGGCACCUGCCCACCUCCAUGGCUACCUGCAGGAGCUGGCCCACAGCAUGGAAUGGGAGUCUGGGGUUCAGGGCUGAGCCCCUCCCCUGCUCUGCCCCACUCUGCUAUCAGGGACCCCCUUCUCUGAGCUUUCUCCCUCCCUGCAAAAUAAAAGAGUCAACCUCA